AUGUCUUAUUAUUUCACUAUAUUAUCACCGACUGAUACACCUCUAUUCAACAUUGCGUUUGGCACGUCCAAAGGCGGUGGCGAUGGCAUUGCUCGUUUCCGCUUUCCAGAGACAGCACAGUACAUGAACCAAUUUAUCAUACACUCGAGCUUGGACAUUCUGGAAGAAGCGCAAUGGACAAAUGGAUCAAUGUACCUGAAGCACAUCGAUACCUACCCUCCCGCAGCGGCAUACAUCACAGCCUUCUUGACCCCCAGUGGUGCCCGUUUCCUCCUACUGCACCAACCCCCGCAUCUCCCCUCUUCAACCAGCACCGGCAGCGGUCUCGGAUCCUCCUCCCUGCUUGGAACAGCAGGUUCAACUACACGUGCGUCAUCAAGCUCUAUCGCCGCAAACCCGACCUCCCCGCAGACAGAGGAGGCCGUGCGUCAAUUCAUGAACGAGGUCUACGAGAACUACGUCAAGACAGCAAUGAAUCCAUUCUACAAGCAGGGAAUGGAGAUUAAAAGCCCAGUUUUCAGAACACGGGUCACGGCUGCUGGGAAGAAGUGGCUUUAA
Molecule: messenger RNA, 558 nt
Organism: Penicillium soppii
Lineage: Eukaryota; Fungi; Ascomycota; Eurotiomycetes; Eurotiales; Aspergillaceae
Product: TRAPP subunit TRS20
Exons: 2
Coding region: 1-558 (185 amino acids)
Biological process (GO): endoplasmic reticulum to Golgi vesicle-mediated transport
Cellular component (GO): cytoplasm; nucleus; TRAPP complex
Source: RefSeq, a predicted model, not a curated record